GUUCGCAUACUUACAUUGCCCACUAGCACCAAGCAAGGCUACAGCUCAAAUUACCAUAUUGAGGUCAAAAACAUGUAUGUGAUUUCGCCUCUAGUGAUCUUGAACAGAGACUCAUAAUAUUCUAGCAACCAUCUUACAUCAGAGACACCAUGGCAGAUACAACGCUCACAACAUCCAUUCUCCCAAUCUCCACACUGGAGGUAGGGAGCGAUUAUACCGCUGGCAACAACGAAUUUAUCUACUAUGGCAGCCACGGAAAAGCCAUUUUGAUAGGUCUCGCAGCCACCGUUGCGAUUCUCUUCUCCAUCGUCUUAUGCAUGGCAUGCUGCUGGCCGAAAGAAAAAAAGAAGAAUGAGCGAGGAGGAUACGUGACUACGACUUACUGGAAUGGGACUGGAAACAAAGGGAGGUGCUGUUGAGUGUUGUGAUGAAGCAAGUGUGGUAGGAAUCUAGUAAGGUCAGGUGAUUGAUAAGGCAGUUGCAGUGGAAAAGAUAGUUGAA
Alternaria alternata is the source of this 501-nucleotide messenger RNA. RefSeq lists its product as hypothetical. NCBI's taxonomy places the organism in Eukaryota, Fungi, Ascomycota, Dothideomycetes, Pleosporales, Pleosporaceae. The transcript has a single exon. The record is from RefSeq and is a predicted model, not a curated record. Bases 150 to 419 code for a protein of 89 amino acids.